ACGUUCCCACAUGGUGAAAAUGGCUGCGAAUGGGGAAAAACAGCAGGGCCACAGAGCCGGCAUAUACAAACAGAAAAAUAAAGGCCACAAACAUGGCAAGCACCGGACGAAAGGGGAAAUUGAGAGAGAAAAUAAAGGGAGAGUGUCUGUGACGGCCCUCACCAAAAAACAGAGGAAAGAACAAAAGAAGAUGGACAGAAGACACAAAGCAAAUCAGCUUCGCAGGAACAAGAAAGACAUGGUCCUGACAGAAAAGCGACGUCUCGGUAGCAGGGAUGGCCCCCCUCAUUUGGUCGCCGUGCUUUCCCUCCACGCUGCAGUUGAUGCAGCUGUUGUCACCAAACUGCUGCGUGGGGAGGGCGCUGGGGGUGUCGUACAUCAGGAGCGCUGCAUCAGUGGCAUCAGUGACAGCUUUGGGCUGAUUCUGCCCCGCUUUAAACAAAGGUUCACCUUUCUGAGCCAAAGCACAGCUGACAUGCACUCCCUGCUGGAUGUGGCAAAGAUUGCAGAUAGCCUCGUGUUUGUGCUGGACUCUACUGAAGGUUGGGACACCUAUGGGGACCACUGUCUGUCCUGCCUCUUUGCACAGGGCCUCCCCAGCCAUGCCCUGGUGUGUCAGGGCAUGUCUGAUCUCCAUGUGAAGAAGAAGGUCGAAUCCAGGAGAGCUCUGUCAAAGAUCACUGAGAUCCGCUUUCCCGAUACUCGCCUCUUCCCUCUGGACUCAGAGCAGGAUGCCACCUUACUCCUCAGACACCUGGGUGCACAGAGACAGAGGAAGCUCGGUUUCCGCUCCAGACGGUCCCAUCUUUUAGCCCAGCAUGUGACUUUUACACCAAACAGCCCAGCUGAGGGGACAGGCGGGGGACCCACGGGCUUGGGCACCCUCUGUGUGUCUGGGUACGUCCGAGGCCAUCCUCUGAGGGUCGACAGACUGGUGCACAUCAGCGGACACGGAGACUUUCAGCUCAGUCAGAUUGACGCUCCAAUAGACCCCCUACCACUAAAUUUAACAGCAGCCAGACCAGCAAAGACUGGCAAGGGGGGAGACGUUGACAUGAUGGAUGGAGGUGAAGAAGAGGCUCCGGUGCGAGUGUUAAUGAAAGCGGACCCAUCCUGCAGAGAGAGUCUGCAGAUGGAGGCUGAGGUGGACCCCAUGGACGGAGAGCAGACGUGGCCGACGGAAACAGAGCUUCUGGAAGCUGAAGAGGCCAGGAAGAACAAGCGUGUGAUGAAAGUCCCUAAAGGAACAUCAGACUACCAAGCCGCAUGGAUCGUUGAUGACGACGACGAGGAGAACGGAGAGGGGGAUGAAGAAAGCAGCGAGGAUGACGAUGACAAUGACGACAUGUUGGACGAGGCCAUGGAUGGAGAUGAUGAAGAGAUUAACUCUCAGGACGCAGGCUCUGAAGAAGAAGAUGAUGAGGAAGAGGAGGAGGAAGAGAUAUGCUCCACCGAGCGAACUGGAGCAGACCAGCGCUACGAUGAGCACAUGGAUGAAGCUGCAGAACAAGAAGGUCUGAAACGUUACCGUGAAGCUCGAGCCAACGAAAUGUUCCCUGAUGAGGUGGACACGCCCCUCGACAUGGCGGCUAGAAUCAGAUAUCAGCGCUACAGAGGUCUGAAGAGUUUCCGCUCCUCGCCAUGGGACCCCAUGGAGAACUUGCCUCUCAACUACUCUCGCAUCUUCCAGUUUCAGAGCUUUGAACGCACUCGCCACCGCGUCCUGGCUGAGGCUGCUGCUGAGGAAGAGGGAGCCAUGGCCGGCUGGUAUGUGACGCUGCAUAUCAUUGACGUGCCAAUUUCUGUGAUGGAGAGCGUCCAGGCAGGCCGACCUCUGAUAUUGGUGUCCCUGUUGCCCCAUGAACAGAAGAUGUCAGUGAUGCACCUCCUGGUGAGGAGACACCCCAGCAACACAGAGCCCAUUAAAUCCAAAGAGGAGCUGGUGUUCCACUGUGGGUUUCGGAGGUUCAGGGCGGCUCCCAUCUUUUCUCAGCACACCUCAGCUGACAAGCACAAGAUGGAACGCUUCCUCAGGCCAGAUGCCCCCACCGUGGUGUCCGUGUACGCUCCCAUCACCUUCCCGCCCGCAGGAGUCCUGCUGUACAAACAGAGGGAUGACGGCAUCCAGGACCUGGUGGCUACAGGCAGCCUGCUCAGCUGUGACCCUCGGCGUGUCGUGCUGAAGAGGAUAGUGCUGAGCGGACACCCAUUCAAAAUUAACCGGCGCUCUGCUGUUGUCCGUUACAUGUUCUUUAACAGGGAUGAUAUCAUGUGGUUUAAACCAGUUGAGCUCAGAACAAAGUGGGGUCGAAGAGGACACAUCAAAGAGGCUUUAGGAACACACGGUCACAUGAAGUGUGUGCUUGACAGCCAGCUGCGCUCUCAGGACACCGUCCUGAUGAAUUUGUACAAGAGAGUGUUUCCCCGCUGGACGUUCGAUCCCUAUGUACCCUUGCCGUUACCCUGGGUGAAGAACGAGGCCAUUGUGGAGAUGGAUGACUUGGACAUGGAGUAGUGAAUGGACUACAUUACAAUGCAAGGAACACAGAGCAUGUACUAACACACAGAGUCAGUGUGAUCACAUGACAUCAUAAAAAAGUAAACCUUAUUGAUUAAAACUA
Messenger RNA from Notolabrus celidotus (New Zealand spotty), 2621 nucleotides. It is a transcript of the gene tsr1, whose product is annotated as TSR1 ribosome maturation factor. Gene Ontology annotation, biological process: ribosome biogenesis; endonucleolytic cleavage of tricistronic rRNA transcript (SSU-rRNA, 5.8S rRNA, LSU-rRNA); maturation of SSU-rRNA from tricistronic rRNA transcript (SSU-rRNA, 5.8S rRNA, LSU-rRNA). Gene Ontology annotation, molecular function: U3 snoRNA binding; GTPase activity; GTP binding. Lineage: Eukaryota; Metazoa; Chordata; Actinopteri; Labriformes; Labridae. The transcript has 15 exons. The record is from RefSeq and is a predicted model, not a curated record. Gene Ontology annotation, cellular component: preribosome, small subunit precursor; nucleus. The coding region runs from base 11 to 2515 and encodes 834 amino acids.